Molecule: messenger RNA, 414 nt
Organism: Drosophila bipectinata
Lineage: Eukaryota; Metazoa; Arthropoda; Insecta; Diptera; Drosophilidae
Product: protein CIMAP1D-like
Source: RefSeq, a predicted model, not a curated record
AUGGGCAGCAGCAAGGAAGGAAAGAUCAAAUCGGCUCCGGCUUACACGAUGACCGGACGCGAAAAGCCGCCACUGAUUCCGGUGUUCAUCUUCCCCGGACCCGGCUACUACGAUGGCGAGUAUACGGUGGUUAAGUCCAAGCCGCCAGUCUACUCGAUGCGUGGCAAGUUCAAGAUGCUGAGUGAUGACAACAAGCCCGGACCCGGAGCCCAUUGUCCGGAGAAGUAUUGGGAGAAGCGAUCGCCCCCGGCCAUAUCCUUUGGAAUUUUGCACUCCAAGUAUUGCAAGAAAACCACAAUGGUUAAUCUCUCCCAUGUGCCCGCCUAUAGCUUUGGGAUCAAGCACUCGCAGUAUCUGGGUCGUUUAAACGAGAAGAACUCUGAGUACGACUAUAGCUUUUCGGGAAUCUGCUGA